Oncorhynchus masou masou (cherry salmon) is the source of this 4388-nucleotide messenger RNA. Its product is annotated as myotubularin-related protein 3-like. Gene Ontology annotation, cellular component: cytoplasm; membrane. Bases 337 to 4290 code for a protein of 1317 amino acids. Gene Ontology annotation, biological process: regulation of autophagy; phosphatidylinositol dephosphorylation. The transcript is spliced from 21 exons. Lineage: Eukaryota; Metazoa; Chordata; Actinopteri; Salmoniformes; Salmonidae. Gene Ontology annotation, molecular function: phosphatidylinositol-3-phosphate phosphatase activity; metal ion binding; protein phosphatase binding. The record is from RefSeq and is a predicted model, not a curated record.
ACCACGUCACGUAUAAUAUUGGGUUGGCGAUUCGCAGCGAUGGCGACUCGAUUCUUCUACGGGACGUAUUGAAACUGGCCUCGAAUAUGACAAAUGUAUAUCCUAACGUGUAAUUUAUUGCAAACCCAGUGCACGGAUCUUCAACUGGAUCAUUAACGUUUAUAUUGUCAUUUCUUUCUCUCUGAAUUCAAUGUCUUCACUCUAACUGAAAUUUGCAAAACAGGAUCAUCAGGAUCGCACCUCAUCUGUUGCUUGUUCUCUUUUGACUUAGAUUUGGGGUCCAGUGAAGAAGGCCUGUGGUCCUUGUCCAGUGACCCACACUCCUUCACAAGGGCCAUGGAGGAGGAGGGGCCGCAGAGCAUGGAAUGUAUCCAGGCCAAUCAGAUCUUCCCCAAGAAGCCCCCAGUCCUGGAGGAGGGGAGCCUGCAGGUGCCCUUUCCCGAGCUGCAUGGGGAGUUCACAAAGUAUGUGGGGAGAGCGGAGGAUGCAAUCAUCGCCAUGUCCAGCUACCGCCUCCACAUCAAGUUCAAAGAGUCCAUCGUAAAUGUCCCUCUGCAGCUCAUAGAGACUGUGGAGUGUCGUGACAUGUUCCAGCUCCAUGUCACCUGCAAGGACUGUAAGGUCGUCAGGUGUCAAUUCUCCACCUUAGAGCAGUGUCAGGAGUGGCUGAAGCGGCUGAACGCUGUGGUUCGCCCUCCGUCUUGCUUGGAGGACCUCUUCUCCUUCCCCUUCCAUGCCUGGUGUGUGGACGUGUAUGCCGGGGAGAAGGAGCAGCACGGGGAGCUGUGCAGGCCAGGAGAGCAUGUGACCUCCUGGUUCAAGAAUGAGGUGGAGAGGAUGGGCUUUGACACUCAAAACGCCUGGAGGAUAUCUGACAUCAACAGCAAGUUCAGGUUGUGCUCCAGCUAUCCGCAGCAGCUCCUGGUGCCAGCCUGGAUCACAGACAAGGAGCUGGAGAACGUGGCAGCCUUCCGCUCCUGGAAGAGGUUCCCGGCCGUUGUGUUCAGGCACCAGAGCACUGGGGCUGUGAUCGCCCGCUGCGGCCAGCCGGAGGUCAGUUGGUGGGGCUGGAGGAAUGCAGACGACGAGCACCUGGUCCAGUCCAUCGCCAGGGCCUGUGCUGUGGACUGCAGCUCCCGCAAACACCUGGCAAACGGAUCCUACAUCAAUGGAACCAAUGGAAUCAUCGGCACCAAUGACCUCGUGGACACUGACUUCGAAUCGUCCCUGACGAACAGCUCUGAGGUAGAGACACUGGCCAUCCAGCCACAAAAGCUGCUGAUCCUGGAUGCCAGGUCCUAUGCAGCGGCUGUGGCCAACAGGGCCAAGGGAGGGGGCUGUGAAUGCCCAGAGUACUACCCCAACUGUGAGGUUGUGUUCAUGGGCAUGGCCAACAUUCACUCCAUCCGCAAGAGUUUCCAGUCCCUGCGCUUCCUCUGCACCCAGAUGCCAGACCCGGCCAACUGGCUGUCUGCUCUGGAGAGCACCAAGUGGCUGCAGCAUCUGUCUCUGUUGCUGAAGGCUGCCCUGUUGGUGUUGAACGCUGUGGACCGCGACCACAGACCUGUUCUGGUGCACUGCUCUGACGGAUGGGACCGCACGCCCCAGAUCGCUGCCCUGUCCAAGCUCUUGUUGGACCCAUACUACCGCACCAUUGAGGGUUUCCAGGUGCUGGUGGAGACUGAGUGGCUGGACUUUGGCCAUAAGUUUGCUGACCGCUGUGGCCACGGGGAGAACUCAGAGGACCUGAACGAGCGCUGCCCGGUCUUCCUGCAGUGGCUGGACUGUGUUCACCAGCUCCAAAGGCAGUUCCCAUGCUCCUUUGAGUUCAAUGAGGCCUUCCUGGUGAAGAUGGUGCAGCAUUCCUACUCGUGUCUGUUUGGCACCUUCCUGUGCAACAGUGGGAAGGAGAGGGAGGACCGUCAGGUUCGGGAGAGGACCUGCUCCGUGUGGUCACUGCUGCGACCAGCCAACCGCGCCUUGAGGAACAUGCUCUACUCCUCCCACUCCGAGACUGUGCUCCACCCAGUUUGUCAUGUACGUAACCUGAUGCUGUGGACGGCAGUCUACCUUCCCAGCUCCUCCCCCACCACGCCCUCUGAUGAGUCAUGUGCACCCUAUCCUGUGCCAGGUGCCAACCCUGAGGACACUCCCCUGGGCAGACGUCCGAAGACCCGUUCCUUCGAUAACUUGCCCAGCGCCUGUGAGCUGGGGAGCUCGCUGGCCCCAAACCGGCGCUCCAGUGACCCAAACCUGAAUGAGAAGUGGCAGGACCACCGGCGCUCUCUGGAGCUCAACAUUGCUAUGGGUCCCGACGGAGGGGGAGCUCAGGAAGGGCGUGCUAACGGCCAGCCUGGAGCAGCAGGGCCUCAGGCAGGCACGGCCGACUCUGAGCCAGAAGACAGCCCUGAAGGAGGGCAGAUUGAGCUGAGAGACAGAGCCUCCAAGGGGUUGUUAGCAGCAGGAGAUGAGCUUGAGCUCUCCAUUGAGCUGGCUGUGGCAGAGGGACAGAUGGAGAACAUUCUCCAGGAAGCAACAAAGGAGGAGGUUGGUGCCGAUACUCAGAGAGAAGCUAAUGCUGCUGCUCCUCCUAUUGUCGUGGCUCAAACUCUAUUUGAUGCUAAUGUUAAUGGAAGAGAGACGGAGAAAGAGGCCAGCACCAGUGAUGGUAAGGCUGAUAAACAAGGUAACAUCAAUGGGGCUGAGAAUCAGACGGGGGCUACUAUCACUAAUGGGCAUCACCCAGAGAAGGGCACAGAUGAACCUGAGGAGGAGUCUAGUGUCUCUCCAGGCAGUCCCACAGACGUUCCAGAGGAGCAGGAGGUGGACGUUCCAGAGGAGCAGGAGGUGGACGUUCCAGAGGAGCAGGAGGUGGACGUUCCAGAGGAGCAGGAGGUGGACGUUCCAGAGGAGCAGGAGGUGGACGUUCCAGAGGAGCAGGAGGUGGACGUUCCAGAGGAGCAGGAGGUGGACGUUCCAGAGGAGCAGGAGGUGGACGUUCCAGAGGAGCAGGAGGAAGUGUUGGUGAAGCAUGUUCUGGAGAACCGUACUGCCCAGGAGGAGCCAGACCACAACCCUAGCACCAGCACCCCCAGCCCAGCCCACGCUGCCCUUAGAACUAUGAUCAAUGGCUUUGGAGAGAGGACACCAGUGGCUGCUGAGAAUCACCUUCCACCAGAGCUGAAGUCCAGCAGACAUCUCUCAGAGGUCCUGGUGCAAGCUGACAAGAGGGCCUCCCUCAUGGAGAGCUCAACAGAGACUCUGACUGAAGAGGCCUGCACCAGGCCAGAGGCCCCAGUGCAGGUACCCAUCUGUGCAGGCCCCCAGCCCUGCUCUGAAGGCAGGAGUCAACCCCCCUGCCACAGGAGAGUGAACGGGGAGGCAGAGCCAGAGCAGGGGGCACCCAGGACUUCAAAUGGAGGACACAAGCGGCCCUCCGUCAGUGCCUUCCAGUCUUUGAGUGCUGAUCCCAGCAGGGAGGGACCCUGUAAUGGCGAGAGCUUGGAGGGGGAGCCCUGCAGUGGCCCUCACUGGGCCAAGGUGAAUGGGGAGCGGGCCCCACUGAGCCGCCAGGUAUCCCUGGCCUCCUGCAGCUCCCUGACCCACCACCGCCGGGGCAGCUGCUCCCAGCACCGCUGCCUCCAUGCCCUACUGGGGCGUCCUGCCGCCACACCCAGCCCCGAGCAGCCGGCCCGCAGUCACCUGGACGAUGACGGCCUGACGCUCCACACAGACGCCAUCCAGCAGCGGUUGAGGCAGAUCGAGGCAGGCCACCAGAUGGAGGUGGAGACGCUGAAGAAGCAGGUGCAGGAGCUGUGGAGCCGCUUGGAGAGCCAUCACCACGCAGCAUCCCUCAGGAUCAACGGAGAUAUGGGAGACGAAGUGACCUCAAUGACAGACUCUGAGUAUAACCUGGAUGCUAGCUGCCUGUCCCGCUGCAGCACAGAGCUCUUUUCUGAGGCUAGCUGGGAGCAGGUGGACAAGAAUGACACUGAGGUGACCCGCUGGUACCCGGACCACUUGGCAGCCCAGUGCUACGGGUGUGAGAGUAGGUUCUGGCUCGCCACCAGGAAGCAUCACUGCAGUGACAGGGAGCCUGUCCAAGAGGUCUGGAACUGUGGGAAUGUAUUCUGUGCCAGCUGCUGCGACCAGAAGAUACCCGUGCCAAGCCAGCAGCUGUUUGAGCCCACCCGUGUUUGUAAGACCUGCUACGGCAGCCUCCAGAUCAAUACAGCUCCCAAUCCCAUGGAACUGGAGCUGGAAGAACCCAUCACAGCCAGCUCCAACUAGGGCCCUGGGAGGGGCUAGGCCGAGCCCCCCAGCCAAUACUCAGCUAGCCACUGACACGGUCAGGCACUCUACUGAUGAGCUCAGGAGCUGCAGAAUGU